Platichthys flesus (European flounder) is the source of this 694-nucleotide messenger RNA. RefSeq lists its product as uncharacterized. The transcript is spliced from 5 exons. The record is from RefSeq and is a predicted model, not a curated record. Gene Ontology annotation, biological process: response to bacterium. Bases 1 to 675 code for a protein of 224 amino acids. Lineage: Eukaryota; Metazoa; Chordata; Actinopteri; Pleuronectiformes; Pleuronectidae.
AUGAACUUCACCCUCCUGUCAGUUUUACUCUGUUGGAUCUCUGUCUCACGAGGUGAAUUUCACGUUGUGGAGGUCCAGACCGGUGAAGAGGUCACGCUAAUGUGUACCAACUACACCAGUUCCCCCUCUGACAUAUCAUGGUUCAGGCUGAAAAAUGGAUCCAACACCAGCCCCAUCUCCUCCAUGCUCUCCCUUGACAGAAAUGCAUCGUACUUCGAUGGGUUUGAAGAAGAAAAGUUCAACAUGACGUCCAACGUCAGUAACGUCUUUCUCCAAAUCAAACAAGUGGAUUUAUCUGACUCUGGACUCUAUAUAUGUGGCUAUAACAUGGGCAGAGACUUCAGAAAAUCCCCAGCAGUUUACAGCGCAACAUAUUUAAAGGUUAAAGAAAAGUCUGUUGAACAAGCAAAUCUGACCAUCGAGAUCCUCAUGGGCGGUCUGAUUAUCGUCCUCAUUAUAAUCAUCAUCGCUCUGGUGCUUAAAAUCUGGAAACUUCUUACAGCACAUAAAGAGGCACUGCAUCCACAAGACAGUAAGAAUGUGGGCUCUGAUGACCUGAACUACGCAGGACUGAGUUUCCUUCCAAGAGCAGAGCGGAGCAGAAGGCCUGCUAGAGAGAGAGAGCCGGAGCCUAAUGUUGUCUACGCCACCACCAUGCAGUCAAGAAACCACUGAAACUGAAGCUCAGAGAGGA